This is a messenger RNA of Ostrea edulis (European flat oyster), 1569 nucleotides long. RefSeq lists its product as uncharacterized. The record is from RefSeq and is a predicted model, not a curated record. NCBI's taxonomy places the organism in Eukaryota, Metazoa, Mollusca, Bivalvia, Ostreida, Ostreidae. Bases 1 to 1569 code for a protein of 522 amino acids. Gene Ontology annotation, biological process: positive regulation of DNA-templated transcription. Gene Ontology annotation, molecular function: zinc ion binding; ubiquitin-protein transferase activity. The transcript has a single exon. Gene Ontology annotation, cellular component: chromatin; nucleoplasm.
AUGGCACACGUAAAGAGAAUUUCACAAGAAACUAAAAUUGAUGAGGAUAUAAAAUGUGAAGCCCACAAAUCUAUGAGCUUGAACUGUUUCUGUAAAACAUGUGACGUGUUAGUGUGUAUGGACUGCAUACUAAAGCUUCACAAAUCACACGAUUGGUGUAAAGUACACGAUAUCGUUACCACGAAGAAAUACGAACUUUCAGAAAAUUUACGACACAUCCAAAGGGAUCAUCUGAGGCUCUUGUCCGUUAGCAUUUCCGAUACCAAGAGAGCGUCCAAUGAUAUAAGCGACCAGCUGGCGCGGAUCGACGCCCAGGGAGAUAAAAUCAUAGCCAUCGUUCGAGAAAUCCAAGAGAAAUUGAAACGGACUUGUAAAGAUAAAGUCAAAUUAUCCAAAGUCGCAGUUGAAAAGGCGGAAUCCGACAAAAUUUAUUUGGAAAAUAUCCGACGGAUUUGUACAGAGAAAUCCAAAUCCGGUUGCGAUGCUGAAAUAAUACUAGCAAAUCGGAACUUGAAGAUGUCGAUGGUUGAAUACUUACCCGACAACUUUCGUAAACAGCUGGUAUCGUGGUCUUUCGAGCAGGGAAACGUUGAAAAAGACCUACUGGAGGAGAUGUUUGGGCGACUCGUUCCUAAAGAAAGCGUUUCUGAAAAGAAUAAACCAAUAAAGCACUCAGUCGAUGUCAAAACACCAAGGUCGGCACAACGCACGCGCAAUUACGAGACAGAGUUCAAGAUAGACUUUGAUGUUCUCUCCACAUUUCGGCACGGAGUGUUUGAUAUACAGUCAAUUUGUCCAAUCUCUGAGAAGGCGUGGAUUCAUCAACGAGAGGGCCACACCAACGCUUUGGUAGACAGAGAUGGGGAGGUCAUCAAAAAGCUUAAUUUCCAAUUUGUUGUAAAUUCUUUUAGCAAAACGCGCGAUGGGACUUUGCUAUGCGCCGAUUUUCGCAACAAAAGCAUUUACAAAGUAAUACCGUCGGACGGCGUUAUCGUUAAGUUGUUUGAAACAAAAAACUUGCGCCCGACAAGUGUUUCCUUAACGCACGACGGUCACCUCUUGGUCAGCCUUGUGGACAAGUUUGAAUUCGUACUUUCCAGACAGAGUCAAAGGAAAAUAUCAAAAAUAAAAAUGGAUGGAACGGAAGUCCAAGUUUAUGGAACGGCAAACUUAUUCACCGCACCAAGAAAGGCCAUCCAGAAUGGAAAUCGGGAUAUUUGCGUCAUCGACGUUCUAGGAGAAAAUAAGGGUCGCUUAUGCGUUCUUGAAAAUGAAGGUCGUCUGAAGUUCAUUUACAAAGAAUACAACAAGACGGCACCUCUUUGGGAUCGCUGGAUGGUCGAUAUAUCGGCAUGGGACUUGUGUUGCGAUAGUCGUAAUAGAAUAAUUGUCAGUGGUUAUCAGAAUAACGAAAUCCGCUUUAUCGACAGUUUCGGCAAAUUAUUGGAAAAAUUUGUCACGACCGGUCAUGGUAUUGACAAGUUCCCGAUCUGCCUGGGAGUGGACCACUUCACAUUAUGGGUGGGGUUUGAAGAGGGCAACGUGAUGGUGUUAAAAUAUGAUAAAUGA